UGCGUUCUGGUUUCAUGUCCUUGCUCUUAUUUUUUACAUUGUCUACCCAGAUUUUGAUAUUUGCCUAUACGAUCAACAUCCUGUGAAUUGUUCCAGCCUUGGAUUUGCUGACGUUUAAACUUAAUCUGCUCAACAUGGCUGUAAAUGUUUAUUAUGUAUACAUUUUUAUUUUAUGUAUUCAUCAUUUCAUACCCAAAGCCGCAGUCGAAAGGAGCUUCUCCGACUUCAAAAGAUGUGCAGACGAGGAAUGCAGUGUGCUCCUGUGCCGGGGCAAAGCUUUCAACGAUUUCACCGGACCAGACUGUCGGUUUCUGUCAUUUAAAAAAGGAGAGACUUUAUAUGUCUACUAUAAACUCUCAGGCCAAAGGACAAAUAUAUGUGCAGGGAGUGACCAACUCGUAAUCAAUCACAUAUACACUGAAAAAGAAAUGGAGAUUCCUGCUGAGGAAACCGACAUUGUUUGCUUUGAGACUGGACACGAUAAGUUUGACAGUUAUGACAUUGAUUCACUGUUAGGUUCCUCUUUAUUGUUAACAGACAAGGAAGAAUCUGUGCAAGUAACCACAGAGACUUUGUACCUAAACAAAAGUGCUGAGAGCACCACGGUGGAAGUGGAUGAGCCUCCACCUGAAGUGACACUGUUCGAAAAUUAUAAGAUUGAUAGGGAUGUACCUGAGGACAUUGAUAAGGUUGUAGAGGUUCCAGAUAAUGAUGAUCUGAGACAUUUUGAGCCUUUAGAGUCCUCUUUGCCUCAGCCUGAAACUCUUGACACAAAGGGAGUGGAAUCUAACACUGUACUUGAGACCACAGCUGAGAGGAUCAAAGAUUACCUUCAGAAAGAUCAGCAGAGGACAGUGCCGUACAGUGUUGUUGAACCAGAGGAAGGUGAGAUCAAAGAAACCCCCUCAGAACCUGAAUCCAAAGAUGAUCCUGAGUUAGAAAAUGCACCUGAUGGUUUUUCAGAAGGCAGAUCUAUUCCUGAGUUAAACACCACACUAGGAAUAACUUUUGAUGCUGUCACUUCCAAUGAUAAGGACACUUGGAAGGUGACUCCAUAUGACGAGGAAAGUGACAAGACUGAAUAUCAGCAGGAUGAGGAAAGUGAUUAUCAUCUCAGGCAAACUCCAUUGCUGGCUUUUCCUGAAGAAAGUUCUAAUUUGGAACACGAGAACAUUCCAGAAUCUGAUCAGACAGAUGAGGAAUACAGUCUAUCAGAGGUACCUCAUACACAGAAACAGGACUCCAAGGACAAUAACCUGUGGUCUGCAUUUGGUGAUACCGUUUUUAACAUUGUCAGUGGUGGGGAAAGAAUAGCUUAUGUUGCCGGUUCAGAGGAAGAUGACGAGGAGGAUGAUGACGAAGGUGAGAUUACACCAGAGGAGCCUCCCAAAAUUGAAGAACCCAAGGAGUCAUUUGGCUGUUCUACUUCCUCUGAGCUAAUCUUUGAGGAACCUGCGGACUCUAAUUUCAGUGAGGAUGCUGUCAAAGUACCUGAUGAGGAUUCUCAGACGUUGCAGUUUGAAGAUGAAUCUGAAGAAGGUGACAUCGAACCUUCAACACCUCCUGCCGAUGAGGCGAGUCCCUUUGAACACACUGAGGCUUUAGCAGAGAAUCUCACAGAAGAUGACAGCCCAGUCCCUAAACAGCUCUCACAGACAGACAUGCUCUCAGACUUUGAUAGUAAAAUGAACAAAUCAGAGCAGAAACAAGCUGUUGAAGAACUCUCCAUACAAAAAGAGGAGUCAAUAGAUUUCUCACAAGUAGAGAAUACAUUUAAACAGGGUGGUACAGAGCUUUUCAGACUAUUUCAAGAACCAUACCAGAAGGUCCCAGAUCCAAGUAAAAACACAAUGGUGAAAGAGAGCCAACAAGAACUCCCCAUAGAGGAGGAGGAUUCAAUACACCUAGAGGGGGAAGAGAUUGAGGAAGAGUUGCUAGAGGAUGAAAAUGCAGUAUUAUCUUCAUCCAAAACUGAGUACACUGAUGAAAAUGACACAGAAAGUCUAUCUGAAUUUGGGUCAGAGCAACCCAAUAAUUAUACACAAACCGAUGUUGUAUCCAGUGAUGUGUUGGAUGUGGUCCAACACGACGAGGCUAAUGACAUAGAACCUGAGGUGCAUGAGACUGAAAAUGAUGCUGAAAGCCACACACCCUCACUUAAAGAUAAAGUUUUGGAUCCCCUUCCAAACAAAGAGGCGGAAUACAGUGACAAUGUGUUGAGGCCGACACUAUUGCGACACCGCUGCAAGGAGGAAGAUAUGGAGCGCCUCCUAAAGAUUCUAGGUCCUCAGAACCUCUUUAGUGCCAGAGCACUGGAAGCCAGGUCCAGACUUCUACGGCGUGUCUGUGAACCCGUGCUGGUCACUGGAGGUGCCGGGGUCAUCGGCUUCCUCUUCUGGAGGAGCAUUCUAUCUGUCAAAAGCAAGUCAUAUCUAAAAAUGGUGGACAGGAUGAAAAAGCUUGAACAAGAGAAGAAGGAGAUACUCCAAAAGGUCGCUGAACUGCAGCAACAGGGCGAAGAACUUAAAGAAAAGCAAAAGCUGUCUGAAAAAUCUGCCACUUUAUCUCUGGAGAAGAUCCAGGAAUUGGAGAAUAUUGUGCAAGAGAUAGAGAGACAAAAUGAGCGCCUGGACGAGGAAAAUAACUUAUCCUUUGACAAAGAGCGGGCCAAUACUGCGAAACAUGAAGAUAUGAUGUCCGAAAUGGACAAAACCAUUGAGAAGUUGAAGCGCAGCAAGAAGAAGACCCAGGAUGCACUGUCGAAGUCUACCAUUCUGAUGGAUGAAGCCAAACUCCGCGAAGAUGCCCGGAAUGUCCAGGUCCAGGUUCUGGAGAAGGAUUUUGCCACCCUGAAGGAGGAGAACCUCUCGCUGCACCAUGCUGCCAAGUUGUGGGAGGAGAAGCACAGGGAGACAAGUGAGCAAGUCAAAGUCUACCAGGAGUCCCAGAAAGACCUGGAGGAUUCCCUCCUUCAGAAGGACCACAACGUAGAGGUUCUGUCUGACCUGCUAGGAGACCUGGAGGCCUGCGAUGACCUGAAAGGUGGAGUUGUUGCUAACGGGGUAGCCUCUAACGACAAGCAGACCAUCAUCCAAAACCUGGCGUGACAAAACCGCCAUAAGCAAAUGAUGGAUGUCUCUCGGGUCCAGACCACUCUGUCUGUUGUGGAGGAAGAGCGCGAUCGCUUCAUGACCAAGCUGCUGAACGAAGAGAAGUCCAGGAAAGAGCUGGAAAGUUUGUCCCAGCAACUAGAAUUUGUAUCAACUAUCAAGAACCACCUGGAGAACCAGUACAAGACCCUGCAGCAGAAGAAUGACAUCAUGACAGAGAUGUACCAGCAGAAGGAGAACGCUUUGCAGCAGAAGUUGACCAAGGGGGAGUUUGAGCGCCCCAACAAGGAAGACCGGCUGACGGAGAUGGACGGCAAGGCCCUAGAGGAGGAGGUCAAGGUGUGUAGGCAGCGCGUUAAGGAGAUCCAGGACGAGCUGAAAUGGACCGAGAAGUUCUACAAAGCUCAGAUCAUUGAGCAGGAGCAGAAAUCUCACGAGAACUGGGUGAUUGCACGCGCCGCAGAGCGAGCUCUGUUCGACGAGAAGAAGGAAACAACUAACAUUCGUAACUUACUGACUGACAUGUCCAGCAAGCUGAAGGAGCUCUGUAGGCCUCUGUUCAAGCCCACCCCUGGGAUGGCUCCCAUGCGUCUCCGACGAGGACCACGACCUCACUCUGACCCUCACGGCCGCCGUUACUCUCCGUACCACAAACACCCAGUGGCUGCUAGACCUGACACCAUGGCCCCACGCACAUCUUCACCAAGCAAUCUGGGCAGCUCGAACUUUCGACCUCAGGGUCCUGGCUCCCUGCUGGUCUCUCCUAUCAGCUCCCCCCUCGACUCAAGCCUCAGACCAGUCAUCAGCCAUCCCUCCGGACUCUGCCACCGUCCUCUUCCCGGACCCCACCACAUCCCUCCUCCCCCACCCUUCAUGCCUCCCGUGUACCGACCAGACAACGGACACUCAGGCAUGAUGCCUCCUGGACCCCCAUCGCCUAACGGACACCUGCCUGGUCCAAUGAUACCACCCGGACAUCGGCCUCCCCCUCCUGGUGCUUACGGUCCCUCUUCCCCACACAACCGGUACCUUCCUCCACCUUCUCACUAUGGACCGGUGCCUCCUCCAUUUGGACCCCCACAUACCUACGUGCACUAUGGACCACUUGAUCACUUCAUCCCACUCCGACACCUGCCCCCUGGGGUGGCCCCAUUCCCUCCUCAUGUCGGCCCCAAAGACUUCCUUGUGCAGCCACAGGUCCCUCAUGGCCAUGACUCUUCAGUGGGCCCCCAGCCCGGCGCUGGCCCCCAGGGCCAGGGGCAAGACUACAGCUCCCAGCAGGCAACAGCUGCCCCCCAGGACUCAGUCAGCUCUGCCAUGGCAGAGCCUUAGACACCUACCAACCGUUAACGACCUGGCUACAUUUAAUCAACCACGAUUCAUCUCUUUAUUUUUUCCUUUUUGUUUUUAAUUGUCUGAAAAUAAAUAUCAUAUGAUAUACUUGCAAACAACAGAAGUAUCUAAAAAGUUAGUGUUCCUGUUAAAGCAUCAGAAAAUCAAUGUCUUAUGUUUCGUGUCUGAAAUGUAAUAAUGACUUGAAGAGGAGUAGAACUGAGGCUUGUUACUCUGCAAGUCCUAUUGUGCAAUAACAUUUCUAUUGUAUGACUGAGGAUUUAAGUUUUUCAAAGGGUAUUAUGUUGAUUUUGUAUUAAUUUCACAAUGUUAUCAUGGUUUCCUGUGGAAAUUAUUCAAAAUAAAUGGACCCCAAGCUUUUGGGUUGCUUGAUCGAUCAUUUCAGAAGUACCAUAUUAUCUUAACUCUUCCCCAAACUCUCUUCAGAAUGAACUGAAAAGGAAAGUUGUGUAAGUUGAAAGUCAAAGAUGUAUUUGCUGUUCUUAGGAUAUUUUAUUAAUAAAACUGGUAAAAGGUA
Messenger RNA from Salvelinus fontinalis (brook trout), 4980 nucleotides. Its product is annotated as transport and Golgi organization protein 1 homolog. Gene Ontology annotation, cellular component: endoplasmic reticulum exit site; endoplasmic reticulum membrane. Gene Ontology annotation, biological process: protein secretion; vesicle cargo loading; endoplasmic reticulum to Golgi vesicle-mediated transport. The record is from RefSeq and is a predicted model, not a curated record. Lineage: Eukaryota; Metazoa; Chordata; Actinopteri; Salmoniformes; Salmonidae. Gene Ontology annotation, molecular function: protein binding.